GUCCCGGCAGAGCCGCGCCCGGAGCAGCGGGGCCGGGCCAUGGCGCGGCGGGGGGUGAUGCUGCUCCCGCUGGAGGCGAUGCCCGUCCUGCUGGUCCUGCUGGGAGCCGCGCUGCGCCCGGCCGGUGCCUUCAACCUGGACGUGGAGCGCCCGGCCGUCUACUCGGGCCCGGCGGGCAGCUACUUCGGCUUCGCCGUGGACUUCUUCGCUCCCGACCCGUCCUCGACGUAUCUCCUGGUGGGAGCUCCGAAAGCAAACACUACCCAGCAGAACAUCGUGGAAGGAGGGCAGGUGCUCAAAUGUAACUGGAACUCCAACAGGAACUGCCAGCCCAUCAUAUUUGACGACACAGGUAACAGAGAUUUUGCUCCCGAUGAUCCGCUGGAAUUUAAGUCUCAUCAGUGGUUUGGAGCCUCUGUGAGAUCCCAAAAUGAUAAAAUUCUGGCCUGUGCCCCAUUGUACCACUGGAGAACUGAAACAAAACAAGAGAGAGAGCCUGUAGGAACUUGUUACCUGCUUGCUGGGUCAAAAUUUGUGGAAUAUGCUCCUUGCAGGUCAACAACUAUUGAUGCAGAUGGGCAGGGAUUUUGUCAAGGUGGAUUUAGUAUUGACUUUACAAAGGGAGACAGGGUGCUGCUUGGAGGACCUGGAAGUUUUUACUGGCAAGGCCAGCUUAUUUCUGAUCGAGUGACGGAGAUUGUGGCCAAAUACGACUCCAAGGUCUACAGCACCAAGUAUGAUAACCAGCUGGCAACCAGGCCUGCCAGUGCUGCUUUUGAUGACAGCUACUUGGGUUACUCGGUGGCUGUCGGAGACUUCAAUGGUGAUGGCAUAGAAGACUUUGUAUCAGGAGUCCCGAGAGCAGCGAGAACUCUGGGAAUGGUGUCCAUUUACAAUGGGAAGAACAUGUCUUCUAUGUACAACUUCACUGGAGAGCAGAUGGCUGCCUAUUUUGGGUAUUCAGUGGCUGCCACAGACAUCGAUGGGGACAAUUUUACAGAUCUGUUUAUUGGAGCCCCCCUUUUUAUGGACCGAGGCUCAGAUGGGAAGCUUCAGGAGGUUGGCCAAGUGUCCAUUUGCCUGCAGAGAUCCUCUGGAGGGUUCCAGACCUCCAAGCUGAACGGCUUCGAGAUCUUCGCGCGCUUCGGCAGCUCCAUCGCCCCCCUGGGGGACCUGGACCAGGACGGCUUCAACGAUAUUGCAGUGGCUGCACCGUACGGUGGAGAGGACAAGAGAGGACUUGUCUACAUCUACAAUGGAAGAGCAAGUGGUUUGAAUGCAGUGCCAUCCCAAAUUCUGGAAGGGCAGUGGGCCGCUCGCACGAUGCCACCCAGCUUUGGGUACUCGCUGAAAGGAGCCACGGACGUGGACAAAAAUGGAUAUCCAGACUUGAUUGUUGGAGCCUUUGGUGUUGACACAGCCGUUCUGUACAGGGCUAGACCAGUUAUUAGAGUAAAUGCUGCUCUGGAAGUCAAUCCAACCAUUCUAAACCCAGAAAACAAAGCCUGUUCACUGGGAGAUGUAAAAGUUUCUUGCUUCAAAGUAAAGUUCUGCUUAAAAGCGGAUGGCAAAGGAAAGCUCCCCAACUCCCUCAAUUUCCAAGUGGAGCUGCUGCUGGAUAAACUUAAACAGAAAGGAGCUAUAAGGAGAGCUCUUUUUCUCCACAGCAAACAGCCCAGCCACUCUAAGAACAUGACUAUUACAAAGGGGGGCAAAAUGAACUGCGAAGAACUCGAUGCCUUCUUGAGGGAUGAAUCUGAAUUUAGGGACAAGCUAACUCCCAUUACUAUCUUCAUGGAAUAUCGUCUGGAUUACAGAACAGCUGCAGAUGCAACAGGAUUGCACCCUAUCCUCAAUCAGUUCACCCCUGCUAAUAUGAGCAGACAGGCACACAUUCUGCUGGACUGUGGGGAUGAUAAUAUCUGCAAACCAAAGCUGGAGGUGUCAGUAGAAAGUGACCAGAAGCAGAUCUACAUUGGUGAUGACAACCCCUUGACCCUCAUUGUCAGUGCUCAGAACCAAGGGGAAGGGGCCUAUGAAGCAGAGCUCUUUGUCGUCGUCCCGCCCCAAGCGGAUUUCAUCGGAGUUGUUCGUAACAACGAGGCUUUAGCCAGACUGUCCUGUGCAUUUAAAACAGAGAACGAGACUCGCCUGGUGGUUUGUGACCUGGGCAAUCCCAUGAAAGCAGGAACUAAGCUGUUGGCUGGCCUGCGUUUCAGUGUGCACCAGCAGUCUGAGAUGGACACCUCUGUGAAGUUUGACUUGCAAAUCCGAAGUUCCAACCUGUAUGACAAUCUAAGCCCAGUAGCAUUCUAUCAGGCUGACCUUGCCAUUUUAGCAGCUGUUGAAAUUAGAGGUGUGUCAUCUCCUGAUCACAUAUUCCUUCCUAUUGCAAAUUGGCAGCCGAAGGAGAACCCAGAAACAGAGGAUGAUAUUGGGCCUCUAGUUCAGCACAUUUAUGAGCUGAGAAACAAUGGUCCAAGUGCAUUCAGCAAGGUGAUGAUGACCCUGCAGUGGCCUUACAAGUACAAAAACAACACUCUGCUCUACAUUGUUCAGUAUGAGAUUGAUGGUCCCAUGAACUGCACUUCUGACAUGGAAAUCAAUCCCUUGAAAAUUAAGAUUUCUGCUUCUAAGGAUGAUGAUAAGAAUGACACAGUUGCCAGGGAGGAUAACCGUGACCAUCGGAUCAGCCGGAGGGAUUUGGCUGCCGCCGAGGGGGAUGUGCAGACCUUGGGCUGUGGGACUGCUGACUGUUUAAAGAUUGUGUGUCAAGUUGGCCACCUGGAAAGGGGAAAGAGUGCAAUAUUGUAUUUAAAAUCACGCCUUUGGACCCAAACUUUCAUGAAUAAGGAGAAUCAGAAUCACUCCUACUCCCUCAAAUCAUCUGCUUCUUUUAGUGUUAUCGAGUUCCCUUAUAAGAACCUUUCCUUUGAAGAUAUCCACAACUCCACAGUAGUUACUACAAAUAUUACCUGGGGCAUUCAACCACAGCCUAUGCCGGUGCCCGUGUGGGUUAUAAUUUUGGCUGUCCUGGCAGGGUUACUGCUCUUGGCUGUUCUAGUGUUUGUUAUGUACAGGAUGGGCUUUUUCAAACGUGUGAGGCCACCUCAGGAAGAACAAGAAAGAGAACAACUGCAACCGCACGAGAACGGGGAAGGAACAUCAGAAGCUUAGCAGAGUUUUAUCUGUGAGGCAUUCUGAAAUUUCAAAUUGCCUGCAUCUUGGUUACAAACAUUGGCUUCCCCAUCAACAAAAACAAAAAACCACUCACAGCUGCAGAGCUGCUGGUCUUGGCAUCAGCACCUGCAAAAUAAGAGCAAUAUAUUUAAAUCCUCCUUUUUGUAUUAAUUCUGUUCAUACCUGCAACUAAUGCAGCUGCACUGACUGGUGUGUGAGGAAAAACUCACCUGAUAUGUAGUGCUUUGACUUUGCUUACUGGGAUACAGGAGACAUCAUCUUUUUUGGUUAACGUACCAACUUUCCAUGAAUUUCUACAUGGAUUCUGCAUUUGCUCUUGAAGCCAACAGUUUCUGUAGAUACUUGUUGCAUUACAUGUUUAGUUUCAGUUGAUUUUUGUUGGAGUACACUACAUUUCAUUUUCUAGCUCUUCAAAGUUAGUUGCACAAAAAAAAUGAAUGUAGCUUGUUUUACAGAACUGAAGAAUGUUCUUUGACCCAUUAAAUCUGACGACAAUUUUUUCUCCUUCUCAAAAAAAUAUGAAAUAUUCAGUGGAAUCAUUCACAUCUGAUACCUAUUCUUGUUGCCCUGCCUGCUUAGUGAUCUGUCUUGUGGUUUCUCUCUAGAUUUUACAAAUACUGUUCUCCCGGUCCUGGGUUUCUGACUGUGGGGAUUGAGCCUACAAACACAAAAUGAGCAACAGAAAGCUGGGGCUGAUGUCCUUUCUGUGGCACUGAGGGAAAAGAUUCAGGGCAAGAUCCAAAAACUCUGCUGUGUGUUUCCUCAGAGCAGGAUCCAGGUGUUGCACAGAAUUCUUGGCAGCACAGCACUGCCAGGGACAAGAUGUUGGAUUGUGGCUGCCCACAGACACGCCUGAGAAAAUCCAUAGCCUGAAUGUCCACAAGACAAACCUCCACAGGGUUUGAAAUGAAGUCUGUGUAUUACUUGGAUUGAGUUUCAGUUUCUGGCAGUGGAGGGAAUACUCUGUGACAGGUUACCUGAUGCAGGAGCUGUUGUUCAUUCUCACAUUUUGUGGUUGGCCAUGCCCAAGUGCAGGAUGGAAUAACAUCGGGACUUGUUUGAUCCAGGCUACCUGCCAGCCAUGUGGAUCCUGGCCACGCUCACACCUGCCUUGCCUCCUGCCCUGAGAGAACAGCGAGCUUGUCAAAUGAGGCAAAGCAGAGCUGGCAAUGUGAAAGGGUUUGAAAAGAGAAGGUUGAUGUGGCUUAUUUAAUUUUACUCAUUCAUUGUUUCAUUGGCUUGUUUCAUUUCACUCAUUCAUUGGAUGUUCCACUGCACAAAAGACAUUUCAUUGCACAAGACAUUUCAUUAUGUUCAAUACAUUUCAUUACCAGAAAAGACACUAAAUAUUUUGUUUCAUUGUUGUUUCUUUAAACUCACCGGAAGGUCAGUGGUUGAAAGCCACAGCCUUACAUCAUUCUUAGCCUAUUUCCCUCACCACUGGUGUGGUAAAGUGAAGCUUCUUACACUUCUGAGAGAACACAAGAAUAUUGUCUGUGCUCUUCAGUAGACGGCACUGUUAAAAGGUACCAUCUACAAGAUGUUUAGAAUGUAAUUUAUUCCCUUCUGGGAAUAAAUUGCAGUAUAAACUCCCUGUGUGCAGCCCACAUACACAAAGGAAGACUUCUACUGUAUUUACACCACUGAGAUUUCUAUGUAGACAAGCUCUUCAAAGGAGGAAAAAAUCUGGUUGGUUUGGUUUUAUACUUUGGGGUCUUUGUUCAAAGCUGCUUCUCCCCCAUAAAUACUGCAAAUCCUGCUAAACCCAGAAUUAUCUGAAAUGAACAGUUUGAUUCUGCAUCCUUUCAGACAUGUAAAAUCCACAAAUGGAUUUUGUUGUUAAGUCCAUUCUUACUCUCUGAACCAUGAUGGCAUCUGAGUCCUUACACAAAGUCUGUGGGGGCCAGUAGGUACACCAGAUAUAGGCUUGCAUAUUUAUCCAUUUACAUGGGUUUGUUUUAGACAGUUUGUUUAGAUAUAAUUACUUUAUAUGAAAGACCAUAGGGUGUAAUUUUGUUUUAACUGAAUUUUCAAGGUCUUCAGCGUGGCCAAAAAUGUUUUAUUUUUGCCUUUACUUUUAGUGUUGUUACUAGUUCUGUAGUAAAGCAUCAGGAGUGAGGCUUUAAUCCUGGCCUCAAAAUGUGUCUUUGAUAGAACAGCAUUUCACUUCCUUGUAGUUCACACACUUUGUCAACCGAUUAUCUGUGUGCAGGGAGAUUGGUUUUACCCAGUCUUAAUCUUAGUAGGUUAAGAGGUUUAAGAGACUGGCAGACAGAUUAUAGCUCUAAUUCUUAUAUGUGUGCUUUCAUUACAUGUACACACCACGUUGACUUGAAAUUUAUGAGACUACUUGCAUGUCCAGGCGUUAUAAGGAGAUUAAAAAACUGUUUUACAAAAGCACCAUCGAGAUCUCUCCAGCUCAUGUGGAAGGGGUACUGCAGCAUUGUUAAUGCCAGUGCUAACUGCAUCCUCAUUUUACUGUGCAAACUGGAAACUCAUUUUGCUGACUUUCAGGAUAAAAAGGUACAUUUUAUUGGUACAACUACUGUAGCUACGGAAAGUUUCUUCCAUUUUUGAAGUUACGUAAAGUAGGACUUAUUUAAGUGAUUUUUUUUUUAUUUCCUGCAUUCUGCUGGAGAGUAAAAGCAAAUAGUUGCUUCUCCCACCUCCACUGGUUUCCAGUUUGGUUAAGAACCCCUCAGGAGCACAUAUAAAUGGAGUGUACAGGUUACUUAGUGAACACAGAUAUAAAACCUCAAAUUCAGUUUAAAGUAACCUUUGUGUUUCAGGGAGGUUCUGAACUGGAAGUUUUCCUGAAUGGGGAUGCAGGAAACAUUUAGGAGCAUGUUCUAUGUUCAGCAAUAAGACUCCAGACUUUGUAUGGACUCGUGUCAGUAUAAAUUUCAUACUGACUUCCAGGCGUCGAUGUAUUCUAAUAGCAAAUAUUGUAGAACGAUGUUAAAUUUUUUAAAGAAACUUUUAGAAAAUGUGCUUUGGAAUGAAAUUAAUGUCUUUGAGUCAAAACUGAUGUGCAUAAGAUGCAUACUGGAAGCAUUUUUAUAAAAUACAAGUACAGUAACAGAGAAUUAGCCUUCUUUUGAGAGUUCUGUUUCAGAAGCAUAUUUUUUAUGAAUAUAAAAUCAACAGCUAUGUAAUUAUUUAGACAGUAAAAACAUUUUAAAAGAGCUAUAUCUUUUAUAAUGGAAUAUGAAUUUAUAUAAGUACUCCAGUUUGCAAUUAUUGCAGCAUCUCAUGAUCAAUGAAGUGAUUUGUAUUACAAAAUGCAUAUUAUCUAUUACUAUAUCUGACAAUAUUUUGAAAAUGUAAAGCAAGGAACCUAAUUUAUAGGUUUACAUCUCUUUCAAGAAACUAUGAAAUUGUGGAGAUAGCUUUUUUUUUUUUUUAAGCAUGACUGUAAAGUCAAGUAUGGGCUAUGUUUAUCAAUAUAAUUUGAAAUCUUUGAGGAAAUUUUUUGUAUCAAGUUCAUAAUUUUAUUUGUCCCAUUUUUUUGUUUUAAAUUUUGAUUUACAUGUUGAACUUCGAUUCGCAUAGUGUUUGUGGAAACUUUAAGAAAGUUUAUUCUAUGUGCUCUUUCUUUAUAAAGCAUUUAUUCCAAGGAAAUAUUUUAAAUAUUUAGUUGUUUCUAAACUUGUGUUCAUACUUAAAUAACCUUUAAGGUAGCCUGUUGCGGGUAUAUUGAAAAUAUUUCGGCCAUAGUCAGCAUUCUCUUGGUUUUGAAGGAAUUCAUGUUGCACUUACAUUUUUGCAACAUUUGGGUUUGCUGGUGGUUACCCUGAUGGUAUUUUUUAACUACACCCUCACAGUCACAGAGCAGUGAAAAUUGAGUCAGGUUUUGUCUUUGGUCCAGACUAACGCGAUCCUUUGCGUUCAACGCUGCUGGCUGUUAACGAGGGGGGGGUAAAAAAAAGGAUUUUAUAAAAGCAAAAUGGAAAUCCAAACAAUGCAAAGGUAAGGGCAGACCCCACAUGAGCCUCACAGCAAAAAGGCUGUGGUUUGUCUGUCUGGGAGAUGGGAAGAACCCGUCGGUUCUCUGUUGGCAAUGGCCUCCUGUCAGGACCAAAUGGCAGUUUGGAUUAUGAUGAUGUGCUGUGCUCAGAUCUGGGUGGGAUUGGAACUCUUUGGUACUGAAUCUCUAGGUUCUAAUUCCCACACUAGUUGGCUGCCAAUUUGUUCAUUUUUGUUUGCCUGAGAAGGGAUGUGGCAUUUGUUGGCCUACAAGGUCUGUAAGGACAAACCAAACCGGUGUGUCCAACUGAGGUGAGGAAUGAACGGAAUCGGAUGUUUUUCAUCGCCCACAUUGGGUGAAACACGAUGUAUAUUCUCAAAUGUAUCCAUUACUAAUUGAGUUAUUGAGGACUGGUACAAUUAAGUCCAUUGUGGAAAGUUCAACUAGAGGCUGUACAACAGUGGUUUUGAAUCUGUAAUGUUACUACUGUUUCAUAUGUGAUUAUGGUAUUUAGUAUUUUGGUGUAUUUUUUUCCCAGCGUGUAGGAUUUUAAUGUAACACAGGAAAUUUAACCUUUCAUGCAAUGACCUUCUCCAGAUAUGCUGCAUUAAAGUUGAGUAACUUGACUCCUGGCUUUUGCAAAGUUGAUUGAAGAUUUAAUGUAGCAUUUGAAUCUUCAAAAAAAACUUGGACAGGUUUUACUUUUCUAGUCCAGGAAGGAAACCUGUAUUUGCUAUUAUACAAAUAUGCUGAAAAUGUAACAUUUUAUUUCUUUGUAAUGGAAUUUUUUUGCCUUUUUUUUGUUUUUGUUUUUGCUCGUGCAUUAAAUCAGAAGAGCGUUGUUUGCACAAGCAGGAACUUAACACACUAACAAGAGUGCUGCAUUUUGUGUUUCUUAGUCAUGUAGUAAAUACUUGUAAAAUAAAUGGGAAUAUUUUCAGUUACUCUGAACUUGUUUCCAAGGUCUUCGGUACAUUUAAGGAGAGCAAUAAAUGUUUGAAGUCACCUUAUUUUGUAUUAAAUUAUAAAUUGUGGGAAAAAAAAGUGGGUAUUGUGGCACAGUAAUUUUGUACUGGUAUGAAAUAUAUAGCUAUUAAGCUAUGGUUUUCCUUUCAACCCAUUUGUUUCAUCCUAAUGCAAAUUUGAUUGUUUUUAUUAGGUUGUAUUUUUCUACGUAUGUAUACAAUUUCCAAAUAUUAUGAUUGGGUAAAUUGCGAAAUGUAAGCAUUGACUUGAUUCUGAUAUUUAGAAUUUUGGAAUAAAAUACCUCUUAAUCAA
Molecule: messenger RNA, 8446 nt
Organism: Neopelma chrysocephalum (saffron-crested tyrant-manakin)
Lineage: Eukaryota; Metazoa; Chordata; Aves; Passeriformes; Pipridae
Gene: ITGAV
Product: integrin subunit alpha V
Exons: 30
Coding region: 40-3177 (1045 amino acids)
Biological process (GO): cell-cell adhesion; integrin-mediated signaling pathway; cell-matrix adhesion
Cellular component (GO): external side of plasma membrane; integrin complex
Molecular function (GO): integrin binding
Source: RefSeq, a predicted model, not a curated record